CGGUAUGCGAGGGUAUAAAUAAAAGGCAUAUCAUUAUGAUGAAAAUAGGUCAGCAGACGAGCGGCAAAUUCCUUCAAGUUAAAAUGCAACAAAAUAGCAUGCUUGAUGUUAUACAACUGAGAUAAAUCACAAAGCUAUUGUCUAUAUUAGAAAUAUCUAAUACUGUUAGCAAUGUGAUAUAAGGAAAGGAUAGUCUGCAAACCUCUCAAAUCCCCAUUAUUACUUGCUACAAUCAGGUUCCGCUUCAAACAAUCAGAUUUAGGACACAACUGGGGUUCACCGCAAUUCUAUUUCUAUUUUUUGAAAAACCUCAUUCCAUUUCCGUCUUCUUUCUUUUUGCUAGCCCCAUUUUCCUUGAUUUUAUCCUAUAUGACAUAUGCUAUCAGUGGCCAAACAAAACAGUAUCUUAAUUAAUGACGAAUAUUUGAAAUACCAGCCACUUAUUGCCAACGUGCAGCAACGGUUGAUAAACGACGUUGAAUUGCUAGGGUUCAAUUUUGAAGAUAAAAAAGAUACCAUAGACUAUAUCAAUGACAAAGUGACACUAUUUAGGUUUUUGAAGGAAUCCAAUUUUGAUGAAAAUAAAGCUAUAGCUCGACUGUUGGAGACAAUACAAUGGCGAAAAAAUGAACAAAUAGGUCGUAUGACUUAUACUUCAGUUGCGCCUGAGUUCUUCGAGAAUGGAUUUGCCUUUUUUCAUAAGCAAGACUUGCUGGGUAGACCUGUUGCUAUUGUGCAAAUGCGACACUUUCCGAAAUUCAGAUCAAAAGGUAUACCUUUAUCAGCACACAUCGAACCUUUUGCCUGUUUGGUGUUGGAAAUUGCACGGCAAUUGACAAGAGAUUUAACAAGGAAAAAUGAGAAGGAACAAGUAACAGAUAGACCCAUACUGAUCUCGCAGAUCACAAUUAUUAUUGAUGUUGCAAAAGCCCCAUUUGUGCCUAUUGACUCAAACCUGAUGGUUGCAUUAAAGAAUAUCGUUAAUGCAAGAUACCCUGGAUUCAUCGGAUCUGUCUACAUUUUAAACUUUGGUUGGAUGUUCCAAGGUAUUUGGCAAGUUAUCAAGCUGGUAUUGAGUGAACAAGCCAAAGCAAGAGUGAACUUUGUAUCCAAAAAUGAAAUCUCUCAGGUCAUGGAUGAAAAUAAUCUGCUCAAAGUAUUAGGAGGAACGGAUGGAUAUAUUUGGAGUUUGAACUCUGAUCCGAUCAUCGAUCUCUAUGCUACUGACAAUCGUUAUAAGACAAUGUCACCUUCAUCAUCAUCAAAUAUAAGUAGAAGGUCUUCAAUAUCAUCUACAUCCUCCGAUGAGAGUGUCGAUAGUGCCACGUUUUUUGAUGCACCAGAAUAUACUUCUAGACGAAGCUCAGCAAGUAUACAGUUCAACGUUAUCAGAUCUGCUUUCACAUCAACUUGUUCAAGUGUUUAUGCUACACCAGGCACAUUAACGCCUAUCGAAUCCGUACUUACAAACCAACGGCUACAGCAGCAACAUGUUGUGCUACAUCGUCAGACCUUCGAGCCUACCUACUUCUUGACAGGUUUUCACACGGGAGAUACCUUUUUGACGUCAUUUUUUAUUAGAGUUAGAGGGGCUUCGUCCACCCAACAUCAGGUUGCUUUGGACUGUAAUGAAUUAACAAAUCGACUGAACCGAUGGUUGAGUUCAGAGGAGUGUCAACAUCGAUUGGAAACAGGUGACAUAACUGAAAUAGAUACAGAUAUUGAUAUUCACACGGAUGUAGGCAAUGCUUAUUUGCUUGACAGCCAACAUCGGCAACAACGGCAUAUACACUUUCCUCACAUGCUACCAGCGGAGCAUCCCCAGAGUUUAUAUAUGAUUUCACCGCUAAGAUACCAGUUUGGAAGAGCCGAGCAAAAAAUGACUCGUCUAACAAGAAAAUUAUUCCGUCUAUCGUUUGCCUAUAAUGGUGCGGUAUAUUGGAUUGUAUUAUAUUUAUUUAUGAGAGGGCCGGUGGAAAAUAAUCUAAAGAAGACUUUGGAAAAGUUAAUGGCGAAUGCCUCGUCACAGCAAAUAACGUAUACAACGCUCGGUAUAACAGCAACGUUGGCGGCUGCAUUAAGUGCUUCGUUUUCCGACUCCCUCUUGCAAAGUACGAAAAAUAGUGAUAAUGAUAAAAGGCGUCUCAAAUAACCGAGAAUAUACCGCGUACAAUAAAAUCUGUAUAAUAGUUUCGUUUAUAAUUAAAUCUAA
Molecule: messenger RNA, 2212 nt
Organism: Mycotypha africana
Lineage: Eukaryota; Fungi; Mucoromycota; Mucoromycetes; Mucorales; Mycotyphaceae
Exons: 3
Coding region: 377-2152 (591 amino acids)
Source: RefSeq, a predicted model, not a curated record